AUGGGGAAUGGUGUUGUUGUACAGUCCACUGGAAAAGGCACAAUUGGUGUUCAAACUAAGAAAGGUAUGAAGUUCAUCAAUGAUGUCCUCCUUGUUCCAGAUUUGAAUGAUAGUUUGCUUAGUGUUGCUCAGAUGGUCAACAAUGGUUAUUCACUUGUCUUUGAGAAUAACCAUUGCACCAUCAUUGACUCGAAUAAGAAAGAGAUUGUAAAAAACCUGAUGGAAAACAACAACUUUCUAUUAAAGUGGGAUUAUCCGAGAAGCAAAUUAGAUGCAAAAGCCGAAAGAGGAAUCUCCCUUGGCUAUGAUUCACAAGCCAAAGAAUAUCGAUUUUUCAAUCUUAGCAAUAAAAAGAUCAUGAUCAGUCGAGAUGUUAAAUUCGAUGAAGAUGCAAGUUGGAAUUGGGAAGAAGAGAAGGUUGAGAAGAAAUUUUUUCAAGUUGACAGUGAAGUGCAUGAUGAACCUAGAGAUGAGAAUAUUGAAGAAGCUCCUUCCACUCCUAUACAAGCUGGAAAUGGCACUGAAGAAACUAGUGAUGAUGAUAAUGCUACGGGUCCUAGAGGUAAGAAGUCUCUCUCGGAUUUGUACGAGAAAUGUCCAGUCUUUCACCUAGACCCGCAGGAAUGUGAAAGAUGUUACCUUGGUGUUGAAGAGCCCCAACAUAUGAGAAGGCUUUUGAAUACAAAAGGUGGGUCUACAACAUAUGAGAAGCAAGCAGUGGAAGAUGAAAUCAAUACGAUCAAGAAAAAUCAGACUUGGGACAGCUCAAGAGACAGGAAGAUUUAUCAACUUGAUGUCAAGUCUGCCUUUCUCAAUGGUGAACUCGAGGAGGAAAUUUACGUUGAGCAACCUCCCGGAUUUGCUAUUAAAGGGCAAGAUGGAAAAGUGUGCAAGCUGAAAAAGGCUCUUUAUGGGCUAAAGCAAGUGCCACGAGCAUGGUACAACAAGAUUGACUCAUAUCUACUUGCACAAGGGUUCAACAAAAGUAAAAAUUAG
Molecule: messenger RNA, 996 nt
Organism: Chenopodium quinoa (quinoa)
Lineage: Eukaryota; Viridiplantae; Streptophyta; Magnoliopsida; Caryophyllales; Amaranthaceae
Exons: 3
Coding region: 1-996 (331 amino acids)
Source: RefSeq, a predicted model, not a curated record